Myodes glareolus (Bank vole) is the source of this 655-nucleotide messenger RNA. The record is from RefSeq and is a predicted model, not a curated record. Lineage: Eukaryota; Metazoa; Chordata; Mammalia; Rodentia; Cricetidae.
GGUGCCGCAGUUGGUUCGGUCCGGGCGCCGACAAUAUGGCUACGGUGUUUAGGCCCCUGGAAAGGUUGCGGGCACCGCGUCCUUCGUUGCAUCCCGGGGUGACAGGCUCAGGCUCCGCCUGCGGCCGCUGCACUCUCGGAGCUAAAAGAUACCUACUCACAGACAGCAUUAUGAAAUUGAAGGAAUUCCAACAGAAGAAAGUGGCUAUUGCAUAUAACCUUCCCAGCACCAAAGCAGUCUAUUUCAGAAACUUGGAGGAGAAACUGACCCAGAACAAGCUCAUCCUGAAGGAAGAACUGAAAACCGUGCUCCACUUGUGCCAGUCCCGGGAAGAUGCGGAACUGGUGAAGAGUGUCAUUUACAGGUACCAUGCAGAGAACAGAAACUUCACUGUGGGAGAAUAUAAGUUUGGACCAGUUUUCAUGAGGUUGUGCUACGAGCUGGAUCUUGAGGACUCUGCAGUGGAGCUCAUAAAAGAUAAGUAAGAUAAUUCAGUGGAUAAAGGCAAUUUCCAUGCAAGCCCAGCAACCUUAGUUCAAUCUGUGGAUCCAUGCAAAUGUGGAAGGGGAGAACCAGGCCUACACGGUUGUCGUCCGACUUCCAUGCAAGCACCGUGGCACAUACAAGUGGUAAUAAUAAAUAAAUUGUAAAAACA